Molecule: messenger RNA, 1735 nt
Organism: Protopterus annectens (West African lungfish)
Lineage: Eukaryota; Metazoa; Chordata; Ceratodontiformes; Protopteridae
Gene: ANAPC15
Product: anaphase promoting complex subunit 15
Exons: 5
Coding region: 233-586 (117 amino acids)
Biological process (GO): regulation of mitotic cell cycle spindle assembly checkpoint
Cellular component (GO): anaphase-promoting complex
Source: RefSeq, a predicted model, not a curated record
CUGUUUACUUUCUUUAAUCUAAGGAACGUGUAAAAUCCGGAACCCUUGCACAACACGCGUAGUGCUAGCCCGGCCGUUGGACACUUUCUUUGGGGUUUGAAUUUGAGACUUCAGAUAAAAGGUUACGAAGGGAAACUGUAAAUGCUGUUUUGUAGCUGCGUUUUUGUCUAAAUAAACGUCUCUGAUAAGUCUUCUCUUUGGGCUUUGAGAUAAAUGACUUUGGCUGUUCAGAAUGUCUACGCUCUUUCCUUCCCUAUUUCCACGAGUAACUGAGACGUUGUGGUUUAAUUUGGAUCGUCCAUGUGUUGAUGAGAAUGAACUGAUUCAGCAAGAACAGCAACACCAGGCUUGGCUUCAAAGUAUAGUUGACAAAGAUCGGAACUUGGCUCCCGUUGGCAAGCCUGCAUCUGAGCCUUGUGAGACUGAAGAAGAAGAAGAUGACGAAGAUGAUGAAGACAGUGAAGAGGAUUCUGAGGAGGAUGAAGAUAUGCAAGAUAUGGAUGAGAUGAAUGACUAUAAUGAGUCCCCUGAUGAUGGGGAGAUUAAUGAGCUCUUGCUUACUGAAGAAAACGUAAAUGGACCAUGAAAACUGUAUCAACUAUGAGAAUAAUGCAGUUAAAAAGUACUGGAACUCCAUAUGAAAACAAGCGACUCACGACACUGUCACUGUAACUAAAUGGACAGGAAAAGGGAUGCAUGAUAUCUAGGCUGUGUUGUACUAUAGGGAUUAAAACUGCAUUUUGAGAGAAUGAAAAUAAAACACUAAAAAACAAAGUCAUCUGAGAAUGGCAGUCUGAAGGCCAUUUUGGGGUAUAAGAAAGUAAAGUGUAAUCAAAACUCUCAGAAAUGUUUCUGAUAUAUUAGUAAUGCACUGAAAAAUCAAGAUUUUGACACAAAACUGUAUUUUGGUUUUAAGAUGGAGGUUUCCUUAACCUUGACAUUUUUCAGUGUUUCUGGCAAUUGUUCUUACUGCAUACAAAAUUAACCAACUACAUGACCCCUGAUGAUAAUGAUAUUGAAUUUUCUGACUACAGAACUAACUUUUAUGUCUGUGAAAGACGGAACUGAUAUGCUUACUUGACAUGACUGCAGCUAUAGAUAGUUUUGUUGGACAAAUGGCUUCUUUGAUAUAUGUGGCACAGAUAAUUUUCACAACUGCAAACGUGACAUGUCACAUUUACACAUGUAUGAUUUGGAAGUUCAUUAGGCACCGUGAAUGCUUUGCCAGUGUUUAUGAGUUUUGUACUUUGUUUCUAGAAAGAAGCAGACCACAUGACAUUCACUUCCUGUAGCUAGGUGUUGUCAUAUUUAAAAAUACAUACCUACAUGUGUUGCAGUACACUACAAGCUAGCUUAUGUCUGCAGAUUUGUAGUUUGGUCGGUGGGCUUCUGUGCAAGCAUACAGUGUUCCUCAGUGUGGUACUCAUUUGCCAUCUGUAUAGUGCGGCUGGUCACUUUAAUAUAUUUUAAAUAUUUGUCACAAGUUGCAGCUUGUAAUGCUGAGUAAAAUCCCAUAGAAGUUGGCUUUCUAUUACAUACAUAGGCAUCCCUCCAUUAUAUUAACCUAAUGCUUGCAUUUUCCCUUGUGAAGGGCUCCAUUCAGAAAAUCGGUGUAUCAUUUCAAAAAUCUGGCUAUUUCCUUACAGCACUGCAUAUAACUUUUACUCCUAGAUAGAGUAGGGGCUGUGUUGUAUAUGUUUUAUGUAACUUCGUGAGGAAAAAAUAAUAAAACUAA